GCAUCCCCCGGCCUCCGGCCACCCCCACUGUCCCAGCUUCCAACUCCACUACCCCUCCCCCUAGUCUCCUCCCUCCGCUCCGGUGACUGUGAGCCGGGCGACGGGGCCGGAGUCGUCGCAGCCACCUCAUUGCACAACCCGGCUUCCCAACUGUUUACACAGCCCGGCCUGUGAGUGUGUGUGAGUGUGUGUGUGUGUAUACAGCGUGAGUCACCGGGAGGCGGAGGAGGUGGAGGAAAAGGAGAAGGAGUGCGCUGGCCGGGAUCAGUGCGGCGCACACUCUUAUUCAGUCACUCUCUCUGAGCGCGUCUCGCUCGCUCACACGCCCGGAGCCCAGGAGCGCGCAGGAUCCCGAGCGGCGCGGAAAAGUUGUGCCGGCUUUUACUCAGGACUAAUUGCUUUGGGAAGUGCGUUUGCACUGUGAAGUCGCCGAGCCUGCGGAAUCCAGUCCUCGAGGCUCAGCACCCCGGAGCUCGGGCCGCCUCCACGUCCCGGACUAGCCACAGCUUCGGCAACAAUAGCGGCCCCCGCCGCCAGCGAGGCGCCCAGACCUGGUGCCUGCGGGAGUCUGGGGACCCCAGCCGGCCUCCCCGCCUCGGACGCGUGGCCAGCGUGGUCCUCGUGUGUAACGCCAGCGGACACGAACGGCUCUCGUUUUGCUCCCCUUGGGGGCCGAUCCAAGCCCCAUCUGCAAACUCCAUCCCGAGGGCUGGAAGAAGUCGCAGCGCCGAUCCAGGGAUUUACAAAGCCGGGGCCGCUCCGGCCAGGGCCGCGAUGCGGGUCGGUCCCGUGCGCUUUGCACUCAGCGGCGCCUCGCAGCCCCGCGGGCCGGCUCUACUGUUCCCGGCUGCCCGGGGUACCCCGGCCAAACGCCUGCUGGACGCGGACGACGCGGCGGCCGUGGCGGCCAAGUGUCCGCGCCUCUCUGAGUGCUCGAGCCCCCCAGACUACCUCAGUCCCCCGGGCUCGCCCUGCAGCCCGCAGCCUCCGCCCUCCGCGCAGGGGACCGGCGGCAGCUGUGCGAGCGUACCCGGGCCCAGCCGCAUCGCCGACUACCUGCUGCUGCCCCUAGCUGAGCGCGAGCAUGUGUCCCGGGCGCUGUGCAUCCACACCGGCCGCGAGCUGCGCUGCAAGGUGUUUCCCAUUAAACACUACCAGGACAAAAUCAGGCCUUAUAUCCAGCUGCCGUCGCACAGAAACAUCACUGGCAUCGUGGAAGUGAUCCUGGGGGAGACUAAGGCCUAUGUCUUCUUCGAGAAGGACUUUGGGGACAUGCACUCCUAUGUGCGAAGCCGGAAAAGGCUUCGGGAAGAGGAGGCCGCCCGGCUCUUCAAGCAGAUAGUUUCUGCCGUUGCCCACUGCCACCAGUCGGCCAUUGUGCUGGGGGACCUGAAACUUAGGAAAUUCGUCUUCUCCACAGAGGAGAGAACCCAGCUUAGGCUGGAAAGCCUGGAAGAUACACACAUCAUCAAGGGUGAAGAUGAUGCGCUGUCAGACAAGCAUGGCUGCCCAGCCUAUGUGAGCCCUGAGAUCCUCAACACUACUGGGACCUACUCAGGGAAGGCAGCUGAUGUUUGGAGCCUCGGGGUGAUGCUCUAUACACUUUUGGUUGGACGAUACCCAUUUCACGACUCAGACCCGAGUGCCCUUUUCUCCAAAAUCCGCCGUGGACAGUUCUGCAUUCCUGAGCAUGUUUCCCCCAAAGCCAGGUGUCUCAUCCGUAGCCUCCUGAGACGAGAACCUUCCGAGAGACUCGCAGCUCCUGAGAUCUUGCUCCAUCCCUGGUUUGACUAUGUCUUGGAACCAGGGUAUGUUGACUCAGAAAUGGGAGCUUUGGACCAGAUUGUUCCCGAAUACCAAGAGGGGAAUGACAUUAGUCCCUUCUUGUGCUAAUCCCAAAAACAACCUCAGAAACCUCGUGACUCUCACACAUGGUAUUUCCAUUUCUAAUGGGCAGGCCCUCUUACACGGUGCCAGCUAGAUGUGGGGACAGCGCACUAUUGUCCCUAUGGGGCUCAAUGUGGUGCCACCUCUCUGGGCUGAGUGACCUGAUUUGAGUGUCACAUACUCAGAUUAGCUCCUCGGCAGGGGUGUCCCCUUCUCAAUGAACAUCUUGACUGUCCCAGCGUCAGAUACAAGGGCGCCCGCCGCGUGUUUGGAAGCUAAUGGGAGCAAGCGUAUGGCCAUCCCACGUGGGGGUGUGUAAUGAACUUGAACAUUUGAAUGGAAAAGGAAGCACAUGGCACAGUGGCAUUUUAACAAGGUGGCAAAUCGUUUGGGGCGACAGACCUGCCAUCUUUGAACUUGUCUUUGAACGCCCCAAUUGCUGCUGUGGUUUCUCCAACCAGAAGUUUUUCUUUUUGUAACCCUCGCCCUGGCUGUACACUCACCCGUGACUGCCCCGGUGCUGGGACAGAUGGAGAAGCUCUGGAGCCUGCCCGAACCCAGACUGUUCCCCAGAACUUGCCAAGACCUCCUAUGCAAUAAUGCCGCGCCCCUCCCCCCACCCUGGAGCCUGUCCUCUUCAGCUAUGAAAGCACCCACCGGCUAAUCGUGGAAAAAUAUUGGGAGAUGCAAACUCCUGGCUGAUUCGGAACCUUUGAGCUCUGUCAGAAGCAAUGUUUUUGUUUUGUUUUUUUAAAUUAAUUUGAUCACUUGGUAUCUGUUAGCUCUUGAGGCGCUCGUCAAAUAUAGCAUUUAGCCUUUGCCCCUCACCCCGAAACCAUCUCCGGGUGGAACAUUUUGUGUGUGAGGACAAGGGUGCUCUCUCAGGAGCAUAUGUGAACCGUCUUUAGGCUUUAAAGAAAGCCAGCCUUGGAAAAGUCUCAGACAUCCAGAAUGAAACUGGACCCCCGCCCUCCGGUGGGAUGCUGUGCCCCUGGUAUCCAGGGUCUUCAGCUCCCUGUCAUGGGCUCUUUGGACUUUACGUGUUGUGUGGCUUGUGAAUCCAUCUGUGAUGCUGGCUUUGGAGGGACAGAGUGAACCUCGGAGAUGUAGCUGGAAAGGACUUUUAACAUCCACCCCGUGGAAAUUCUGCCUUCUUGCUGCCUGCCAGGAAUCCCCUAUUUCAACUUCCUUCCACAGGUGGGAACCCAGCCUUGGCCUGAAUGCUGCUGGGGAUGGAAACAGUUACUCCUUGCAAGAAAUGAAGCUUCUCAAAGAAGCUGCCAGAAGUUGCAUUAAAAAACAAAACAAACAAACAAAACCAGAUGAAAUAGCAGUCACUGUCUGGGACAGUGCUGAAACUAAGUGGUUAAACGGGUAACAAAAAUACUGUAUUUUGAGAAAUAGCAUAGAAGCAGGCGGGCAUCUUCAAGGGCUAUGCCUAGGCAGACUACUAACAUUGUGAGAAUGCCUUGUAUACCUCACGUACUGUGUACUUUAUAUUUGUACAUACAUUUUACCUUUUAUACA
Messenger RNA from Phodopus roborovskii (desert hamster), 3414 nucleotides. It is a transcript of the gene Trib1, whose product is annotated as tribbles pseudokinase 1. Gene Ontology annotation, biological process: positive regulation of proteasomal ubiquitin-dependent protein catabolic process; regulation of MAP kinase activity; protein phosphorylation. The record is from RefSeq and is a predicted model, not a curated record. The coding region runs from base 775 to 1893 and encodes 372 amino acids. Gene Ontology annotation, molecular function: ATP binding; mitogen-activated protein kinase kinase binding; protein kinase activity. NCBI's taxonomy places the organism in Eukaryota, Metazoa, Chordata, Mammalia, Rodentia, Cricetidae. The transcript is spliced from 3 exons. Gene Ontology annotation, cellular component: nucleus.